AAUGAAAGGGAAACAUCAAAUUCCAACCUACUAAUAUAUUGAAUCAAUCAAACAAAAGUUUGCUAGAGAAGAGAGGAAACAAGAAAACAAACAAACACCCAAACAACAACUAAUUGCUGAUAGACACUGUUUCAUCAUCUUCAUUACCUCCACAACAUCAUAAUCAUCAGCAAAAAUGAUAGCUCCAUUUUACCCACUUCUAUCUAGAUAAACACAUUUUCUUUUGUUGUUUUUGGUUUCCAUAUAAACAUUUUGAUGAAGAAAUGUCGGAAUUUAAUAAAUUAAGAAUCUCUAAAAAUAGAGGAUUCUAUAAUGUCAAGAUGAUGAACAGAGAUCCUCAUCAUCAUCAAAAUAGUAAUAAUAAUCAUAAGAGGAGUUAUUAUUUCUAUAGAUAUUUCAAAUGGGUUCUUUGGAUUUCAUUCUCUCUUUAUUUCUUCACAUCUUUUCUCAUCACAAUCAAUAACAACAUGAAACCCAUUUCUUCUCUUUCAAAAACCACCAUUAUUUCAACCUCAACAAACCCAUCUUCCUCUGUUAUUUCUAGAGCUCUGUUUGAAGAUUCUUCUGUUCAAAAACCAAAAUCAAUCCCAUCUGCAACAGAGUCUGAGAUAUUGCCAUUGAAAGUAUACAUCUAUGAUCUCCCAUCAAAAUACAACACUGAUUGGUUAACAAACAGAAGAUGUAGUAAUCAUCUGUUUGCAUCAGAAGUAGCUAUACAUAAAGCUUUAUUGAACAGUGAUGUGCGUACAUUGAAUCCAUUUGAAGCUGAUUUUUUCUUCGUUCCGGUAUAUGUAUCUUGUAAUUUCAAUACUUCAAAUGGGUUCCCAUCAUUGGGUCAUGCUAGACCUUUAAUAAAAUCAGCUAUUCAAUUUGUUUCUGAAUCCGCACCAUUUUGGAAUCGAAGUCAGGGUGAAGAUCAUGUUUUUGUUGCUUCUCAUGAUUAUGGGGCUUGUUUUCAUCCCAUGGAGGACAUUGCAAUUGAAGAUGGAAUUCCAAGUUUUCUGAAGAAGUCAAUAAUUCUGCAAACAUUUGGGGUCAGAUUCCGGCAUCCAUGUCAAGAAGUUGAGAAUAUUGUGAUUCCACCAUACGUCUCACCACAUAAAAUUCAUUCAACUCUGAAACAUGCGACUAAUGGCAAAAGAGACAUUUUCGCCUUUUUUAGGGGCAAAAUGGAGUUACACCCAAAGAACAUAAAUGGUCGAAUUUACAGCAAGGGCAUUCGGACGAAGAUAUGGAAAAAGUUCAGUAGGAAUCGGAAAUUUUAUCUAAAACGUCGUAGAUACGAUGGAUAUCAAUCAGAGAUCGUACGGUCAGUAUUUUGUCUGUGUCCAUUAGGAUGGGCUCCAUGGAGUCCAAGGCUAGUCGAAUCAGUAGCCCUAGGUUGCAUACCCGUGAUCAUAGCUGAUAACAUUCGAUUACCCUACUCAGAUAAAAUCCAAUGGUCAAAAAUCUCUCUAACCGUACCGGAAAAAGACGUAAACAAACUCGCCACCAUCCUCGAACACGUGGCAGCCACCAACCUCACCACCAUACAGAAAAACCUGUGGGACCCGUCUAAUCAACGGGCACUGCUCUUCAACGAGUUCAUCCAGCCAGGAGACGCCACAUGGCAAUUGUUAGAUAGUUUAUCAAAAAUGCUGCAUCUAUCACACAGAGAACCGAGACUUCAACCUAAUCACGUGGCGACACGUGAGAUUGAAGGUGUAAGAGUGGAAGACAGCUAAGCUUUGUAGUGACGGUGGGGUUAGUGGGGCCAGGUUUUUCAGUUGUUUUUAUGAUGUGGUACUACUUGGUGUAAGAAUAGGUUUAGGUAGUACCUGCAAUUUUACAGCCUGUGAUUGAGAUGUACAUAAAAUAUACAAGAAAAAAAAAUGAAAAUUCUUUGAUUUUUUUUAUAUAUCCAACUUGA
Molecule: messenger RNA, 1909 nt
Organism: Papaver somniferum (opium poppy)
Lineage: Eukaryota; Viridiplantae; Streptophyta; Magnoliopsida; Ranunculales; Papaveraceae
Product: probable glucuronoxylan glucuronosyltransferase IRX7
Exons: 3
Coding region: 264-1724 (486 amino acids)
Molecular function (GO): glycosyltransferase activity
Source: RefSeq, a predicted model, not a curated record